This is a messenger RNA of Trachymyrmex septentrionalis, 1035 nucleotides long. RefSeq names its product odorant receptor 94a-like. Lineage: Eukaryota; Metazoa; Arthropoda; Insecta; Hymenoptera; Formicidae. Gene Ontology annotation, molecular function: odorant binding; olfactory receptor activity. The transcript has 5 exons. The record is from RefSeq and is a predicted model, not a curated record. Gene Ontology annotation, cellular component: plasma membrane. Bases 1 to 1035 code for a protein of 344 amino acids. Gene Ontology annotation, biological process: detection of chemical stimulus involved in sensory perception of smell; sensory perception of smell.
AUGAUUAUUUACACAAUGCUGAACUUGCAUAUAAGCUAUAUCAUCAGACAUAACAUGAAGAUCAUGGUGAAAUUCGUUGGAAUAGCCCUAUCAGGAUUUGGUGCCAUUAUUAAGGUAACUGUUUUCAAAAUGAAUCGCAACACUCUGAUAAAUUAUCAUCGGACAUUGAAUGAUCUUUUCGAGGAGGAACUUAUACAGAACGAAAAAGCGCAGACAAUAAUAUUUUCGUCCCUGCGCGCAAUAUCUACUCUAGCAUACAUAUAUUUCGUCUUUUUAACAGGAAUCUUAGUCGCAUAUUCUAAAUCUUCAUAUAUUUAUGUAAUACAAAAUCUUCUUUAUUUUCAUUUACCCACGAACUAUACCCUACCACUCAGCAGGGGAUUCGGAUGGUUCUGGACUAUUCCUGACAAUUUUUUAUAUCAUAUACAUAUGUUAUACGAAACAGGUCUAAUAGCACUCAGCUGCAUGAUGGCGUGCGGUGUCGACAGCGCUUUUGGCUUCUAUGUUUAUCAGAUCAGUUCAACAAUACGCGCUAUGAUGUUCGCUCUUACAAAUCCUCUGUCCACUGAGAAAUUUUCGGAUCUCUUGAGAACGUGCGCAGUCAAACAUCAGAAGCUACUGCAAUGUCGUAACACGUUGGAGCACCUUUAUGGACCAAUCAUCUUUUGGCAUAUUGUCAGCAAUGCCGUGCUUCUUUGUUUUUUGAUAUACGAUUUCACAUCAUUAUCGGUCAUUAAUUUUGAAACCGUUUCCUCAUCUGUGUCAUACGCUGGAGUAAAACUGCUUCAAACAUUUAUGUACACAUGGUAUGGUACUUUUCUCACAAAUGCGGGCGAGGAAUUUCGUAAAGCAAUAUACUUUAGCAGAUGGCUCAAUUCUAAUCUUGAUUGUCACGUAAGAACAAAUAUUAUUUUGAUGUUGAUGCAAAAGCCAAUGACUAUAAAUGCAGUUUUUUCUCCCGUCAAUGUAACCAUGUUUACCAAUUUCGUGAAUACUACAAUGUCCUAUGUUUUCCUGUUGCAAUCUAUGGAAUAA